Messenger RNA from Ipomoea nil (Japanese morning glory), 1785 nucleotides. RefSeq lists its product as uncharacterized. Gene Ontology annotation, molecular function: DNA binding. Gene Ontology annotation, cellular component: nucleus. The record is from RefSeq and is a predicted model, not a curated record. Bases 45 to 1604 code for a protein of 519 amino acids. The transcript is spliced from 9 exons. Lineage: Eukaryota; Viridiplantae; Streptophyta; Magnoliopsida; Solanales; Convolvulaceae. Gene Ontology annotation, biological process: DNA replication; DNA repair; DNA recombination.
ACAGUAUUAAACCUUCCAGUCGAAAAUCUCUAAAGAAUUUAACCAUGCCAAGUAUGUACAUCAAAGUUAAAGAUAUUGCCCCUAUCCAUACUGAGAGGGCAAUCCGUGUUAGGUGUGUAAGAGUGUAUGAAAUACUAGAAAGUAGAUGCUCUAAACAAAUCAAGAGUCGAGAAUGCUUGGUAUGCGACGAAGAGGGAACUUUCAUCCAUGUGAAUAUGCAAAACAAGGAGGUAGAGAAGUACAACAAUUUGUUCAAGGAAGGGAAGAUUUAUUCUCUAAAAAAUUUCCUGGUCUUCACCCAGUACUAUAUGUAUAAAACCUGUGAUCACAAGUAUAUGAUAAGACUGAACAACAAGACUCAGGUGAAGGCAAUAAAAUGCAAAGGUUUUCCUACAAACAUGUUUCAGCUAAAACCCUAUCAAUGUCUCAAAGAUCCUACUUUAGUGAAUGAGAAGCUGAUGUUUGAUGUAAUAGGCCGACUUAUAGAAAUUCAUGCUCCUGUGGACAAGAUCAUAGGUGGAAAACCAGCAAAGCUAAUUGAUUUUAAAAUUGCUGACAAUGAGGGAAAUACAUUAAAAUGUACUGUUUGGGACAAUCAUGUAGCUGCCAUGAUUCCAUACUAUAAUGCAGAUCUUAAAGAACCACUAAUUGUGGUUAUUCAGCUAUGUAGGGCUAAAGUUAUCAAUGGUGAAGUCAGGAUCACAAGCUCAUAUGAUGCUACGAAACUGUAUUUGAAUGCCUCUUAUCAGGAAGUUGAUGAUUUCAGGUCAAAGAUUAGUGAUGUUCAUAGUCCUAUGAAAAGUUUGAGUACUGCCACAGUUCUUUCCCAGUCCAUAGGUAUUUCAGAAUUCACCAGUGGUGCUGUUUCUGUGACUUCAGUAGGUGAUCUAUUGAAAAUUAAAGAGGAUGGAGAGUUUUAUGUUCCAGCAGAGAUUGUAGGAAUUGAAAGUUCUUUUGGGUGGAUGUACAUCUCUUGCAUGUCACCAUCAUGCAACAGAAAGCUCCGGAAAGCAGGAGAGGAUUUGGUUUGUUCCACAUGUGAUAAAAAAUUCAAAGAAGGCAUUGCUAGGUAUAAGCUGAUUGUUAGGGUGAUGGAUAUAGGUUUAUCAGAUGCUCCCUUCCUUUUAUGGGAUAAGGAAUGUUCAGACUUAGUUGGUAUACCUGCCAACCUUCUGUACAAGAAGUAUAACCAGGUUUCUGACAUUCCAACGGAAUUGGAUUCAUUAAUUGGAAUGCCAAUGAUAUUUAAGAUAUCACUGAAAAUGAGCCAAAUGAAAGGAGCCAAUCCAGCAUAUGCUGUGACUAGGAUUUUAAGGGAUGAGAUAUUAAUAUCUACCUACUGUUCCAAAAUUAAGGACAACCAAGAAAAAGAUUUAAUCUCGAUAAUGAUUGAUGAGGAUGAAGAGGAAGAAGAUGAACCUGAUCAGGAAGCUUCAAAUGGGGAAAAUGAAGUUAACAGCCCUAACAGUGUCCAGCAGCCCCAAAUGGUUGAGAGUGAAACUGAAGAAGCUUCUGGUGUGAAGAGAUCCCUGUUGGACCAGUUUUCUUCUUCCAACAAGCUUAAGAAGGCCAAGGCUGUGACUGCUCAGGGAAAUGGUUCCUAAGUUCCUAAUAUUUGAUAUAUUUCAGCAGACAAUUGUCCACCAUUGUGUGGUUGUUUUAAUUUUUGGAUGUUUUUUUGGGGAACCAUCUAUCAGUAAUAGCACUAUAAUAGUGCUAAACUAUUUGAAUUGACUGUUACUCUUUAUCUAUUUUGAAUUUGUCUAAGUAUUCACUAUUAUAUUU